UGAUAACCUGAGACGCCAAAAGACAGUCAACUAUCGAUAGUCGAUAGUCGCGCAGAAACAUAUGAUUUCAUGUAAUCAGUUUGCUUUUGCCGGUUUCAACGAAUUGCGCAAAAUGUUGAAGGUGCGGAGCAUUUGUUUGCUGUCCAGGAGGUGGAAGAGCGGCGCCAAGAAGCGAUGGAAUGUGCUGCAGAACCGGAAGAACAACUGCGACCGGGCGCUGGAGAACUUUGAUGACUUCUACGGCAGUGUCUACGGCAGCAGGUGGAAGAACAUGCGGGCGGCGCUGCUCACGAGGCACAAGUACGUCGCCCUGGUGAACAAUUUCGGGGACACGGAGCAGACGUGCGGCAUGCUGGAGUCAGAUGGAGCCAUCAACAUGAAGUCCCUGAUCAACCUGGCACAGGAUCGCCUCAAGGCCAGCACGGAGACGGUGCCGGAACAGGGCAAAUCCCGCCAUGAAAUCGAGGGCAAACUGGAUGCACUGCUGCGGAAACAGCAGGAACGCGAGGUGGCCUCUAUAUACCCGAGUUCGCCGGAGGAUGGUGCAUCUGCGCAGCUUCCGCUGGAACUGAAGUUUGACAACAUUCAGGAAACGCAACUUCAGCAAACGGAGCAAGUGAAUAAUCCCUUUAAACAAAGUCUGACGAAGGCUUUGGAGGAGGAUGUGAAGCUGGACGAGCAUCGCCUGGUGGAUCCCCAGUUCGGCACAGGCGGACUGUACGAGUACAUGCCCGCCCACAGCAUCAAGGGCAUGGAGGACUGGGUGGCCGAGUCGGAGCACUACAAGUACUACCAAACCAGUGCCGAUUUCCCACUCACCAUUGAGCCGGAGGACUCUUUUCACUACCCCGAGCAUUUAUCCCUGUACACAUAUGAAAUGGGCAACUGUUCGGAUUUCAAGGGACCCAAGAAGUGCAUAACCGGUGUACUCUCCCACUUCAUGAUGGAUGGUGCCUCGACUUUGCCGCCCCUUUUCCUGCAGGUGCAGCCUGGUGAGCGUGUGCUCGAUGCCUGUGCCUCUCCAGGCGGUAAGUCCCUGCUCAUGCUGCAGACGCUGCACUUGGAUCACCUGGUCUGCAAUGACAUCCAAGAGUCCCGUCUAAAUAAGCUGCGCAAGGUGAUGCAGGAGUACCUGUUCGACUACAAGGAGCGCUGGGCGGGCAAGCGUCUGAUCUUCAGCCAGAGUGAUGCCCGCAAUCUGGACCAGUAUGAGCAGUUCGACAAGAUCCUGGUCGACGUGCCCUGCACCACGGAUCGCCAUGUGCUCAACGAGCAGGACAACAAUAUCUUCAAGCCGACGCGCGUAAAGGAGCGCCUGCGGAUCCCAGAGCUCCAGGCAGGCAUCCUGGCCAACUGCUUGCGUCUCCUGCGACCCGGUGGCAGUUUGGUUUACUCCACCUGCUCGUUGUCGCCCAUCCAGAACGAUGGUGUUGUACACAUGGCCCUGCAAAAGGUUUUCACGGAGUACGGCAUCACAGCCACCAUCAAGGAUCUGAGUCGGCACACGGCGCUCUUCAGCGAUGUCUUCAAGUUCGAGCACCCAAAGGGACUCAAGUACGGACAAAUGGUGGUGCCCUACUUGCCGGCCAACUUUGGACCCAUGUACUUUAGUAAAAUAACCAGAAAUGAGUGAUUGAGAGGUACACUAAACAUGGAAGUUGUCUAGAGAUUGGUCGGAUUGUUAAGACUAUAUAGCUGUUGCCCCAAUAAAUAAUUAGAGUUGUAUAUUAAAAAG
This is a messenger RNA of Drosophila santomea, 1735 nucleotides long. RefSeq names its product 5-methylcytosine rRNA methyltransferase NSUN4. Bases 62 to 1633 code for a protein of 523 amino acids. Gene Ontology annotation, cellular component: mitochondrial large ribosomal subunit. The record is from RefSeq and is a predicted model, not a curated record. Gene Ontology annotation, biological process: rRNA methylation. Gene Ontology annotation, molecular function: methyltransferase activity. The transcript has a single exon. NCBI's taxonomy places the organism in Eukaryota, Metazoa, Arthropoda, Insecta, Diptera, Drosophilidae.